Molecule: messenger RNA, 2708 nt
Organism: Amphimedon queenslandica
Lineage: Eukaryota; Metazoa; Porifera; Demospongiae; Haplosclerida; Niphatidae
Product: probable RNA-binding protein 19
Exons: 3
Coding region: 1-2640 (879 amino acids)
Molecular function (GO): RNA binding
Source: RefSeq, a predicted model, not a curated record
AUGAGAACACACCCACGUGCGCCCACGUGCUCAUUCAAAAUGUCUUCUAGAGUCAUUGUAAAAAAUCUUCCCAGCAAAGCAACGAGCAAAGAACUUAAGGAGCAUUUCUCAAAAUGUGGUCAGAUAACAGAUGUUAAACUCAUGUACACUCGUUCCGGUACUUUCCGUAGAUUUGCCUUCGUUGGUUAUUCCGAUUCAUUUUCAGCCCAAGAGUCCAUUAAAUAUUUCAACAAUACUUACAUUGGUACAUCAAAGAUCCAAGUAAUUGAAGCAAAGUCUUUCGGGGACUCUUCCAUUCCUCGUCCUUGGAGCAGAUACUCUACUGGCAGCUCAACCAAUCAAAUCUAUGAGAAGAAGAGGAAGUCAACUAAGGACUCAAGUAUUGAAGAGGAGGGACAGAAAGAGAAGGAGGAGGGGAGGAAGAGUAAGAGACUGAAGCUCAAUGAGGAUUUUCAUCAAAGUCAGUUAGCGUCACUUAUCAACGAACUCGAGGAACUAAAGUCGGAACCUGGUUUUAUGGAGUUUCUUGUUGCUAACGAGCGUGGGCGUUCCUCAGAGACGUGGUCAAAUGAAGGGAAGGGUGGCUCAGAGAAUGAUAAGAAAAAGAAGAAACGAAAGGAAGUGGAAAUCGAUGAAGAUGAAACCAAUAAUUUAGCACGAGUUCCUUCCUCGGUCUCUGAUCUAGAGUUCCUUAAAUCAAAAGUCGUUGAACACGUAACAGAUGAAACAAGAGAGGAAGAGAGAGAAGAAGAGAGUGAGCCACCACCUCCCCUACACACGAUUAGGAUGAGAGGUCUCCCUUAUGAUGCAUCAGAGAAACAUGUACACAAGUUCUUCUCUCCAAUCCAACUAUCAAACAUCAGACUACUGAAAGAUGAUAGGGAGAGGUGCAGUGGACUGGCCUUUGUUGAUGUAAUGAGUGAGACUGACUUGAAAGAAGCAAUGAAGAGAAAUAAAGGAAGGAUGGGUAGACGAUAUAUUGAGCUAGUUGUGGACACUGGGUCAAAAGAGAAGACUGUUAAAGAGAAGAGUAAGAGGCCCUGGGAAGAGAAGGAAGAUGAGGAGACUGUGGAAUCAAUAGCAGACUCUGGUCGAAUCUUUAUUCGUAAUCUUCCAUAUACAACUACUGAAGAGGAACUGACUGAGUUAUUUGAGGAGUAUGGUCAGUUAUCUGAGAUUAAUUUACUGGUUGAUAAGAGCACUGGAUCCUCCAUUGGUCUGGGAUAUGUAACGUUCAUGUUCCCUGAACAUGCUGUCAAGGCAUUCUCAGAAUUAGACGGUCAAGUAUUUCAAGGGAGGCUCUUACACUUGCUGCCCUCGAAACCUCCAAAUAAGGAAGUGGGUGUGGUCAAGAGUAUUGAGCCCGAGACACAGUCAUCAUCGUUUAAGUCAAAACAAAAGGAAAAAUUGAAAUCGGAGGCUGGGAGUUCACAUAAUUGGAAUACUCUGUUUUUAGGAUCUAACGCUGUUGCUGAUUCUACUGCUGAUCAGUUUGGUGUGAGAAAGAGUGAACUAUUGGAUCUUGAUACAACUCAGUCACUGGCUGUUAGAUUAGCUCUCGGCGAAACACAACUGGUCAAUGAAACCAGAGAAUUUCUAGAAUCACACGGUGUGAAGCUUAACUCGUUUGAUACUGAGGAAAAUGAGCUUACAAGAAAAAGAAGCAAAAAUGUUAUAUUAGUGAAGAAUCUCCCGUUUGGUACCAGCACUAAAGAAUUAACUGAAUUAUUUGCACCCUUUGGUUCUCUGUCUCGUGUCAUUCUACCUCCUGCUGGUAUAUCAGCUCUGGUUGAGUACUCCUCUUCCUCUAAUGCUAAAGUAGCUUUUAAGAAGUUGUCAUACUGUGAGUUUAAACACCUUCCACUCUACCUGGAGUGGGCUCCAUUUGGAGUAAUGAGUGGUGAACCCUCUCAACCUGUUAAGGAUACUGGUAAGGCUGAAGAGUCUUCAAGUAUUUUUGUGAAGAAUUUGAAUUUCUCUACGACAGAUGACGGUCUAAGCUCUCACUUUAAAGAGAGAGUGGGUGGUGUUGUCUCAGCUAAGGUUUCUAAGAAAUACACUCCAAAGGCUGGAGGAGGAGCAUCGCUAUCAAUGGGUUUUGGGUUUGUUACUUUUUCAUCUAAAACAGCUGCCCUGAAAGCUUUAAAAGAGCUUCAGAGUUCAUUGCUAGAUGGACACAAACUAGAAUUGCAAUUGUCUCAUUCUGCUCCAUCCGUCAGUGAUGCUGCCUCUGCUACUAGUCACAAGGUGACUAAGAGUCUGAUGCCUAAAGGUCCCAAGAAUAAGAUAUUAAUUAGGAACGUUCCUUUCGAGGCCUCAAGGAAAGAGCUCUCUCAAUUGUUGUCGACUUUUGGUAAAAUUAAAAACCUUCGUUUGCCAAAGAAACAGAAUGAGCCUAAUUCUCAUCGUGGAUUUUGUUUCGUCGAGUACUCUACUACCGAGGACGCUCGUAGUGCUUUUGAGUCUCUUGCUGACUCGACUCAUUUAUACGGGCGGAGACUGGUCCUUGAGUGGGCGGAAGGUGACGAUACUGUUGAUGACAUUCGUGCUAAGACUGCUCUCAGGUUUUACAAGGGAGAGGAGGGACCCGAGAAAAAGAAAUCAAAGAGAAUUACAAUAAGUGAUAAUGAUAUCGAUUAAUUGUUUAAUAAAAUAAUUUCAAAUAAUUAUUUUAAUGAAUUGAUUUAAAAUAAUUUAAUAAACCGUCA